Messenger RNA from Neurospora tetrasperma FGSC 2508, 2483 nucleotides. RefSeq lists its product as uncharacterized. Lineage: Eukaryota; Fungi; Ascomycota; Sordariomycetes; Sordariales; Sordariaceae. The transcript is spliced from 4 exons. Bases 1 to 2151 code for a protein of 716 amino acids. The record is from RefSeq and is a predicted model, not a curated record.
AUGGGUAUUGCCGACAUCCUCGACGAGAUUGCCAAUGCGUCGAGGUCUCGUCCUCAUGUCGACAAGGUUAUAGAGCCUCCUCCUCAAGCCCCAGAAAGCAGACCCUGUCUUUCACGUGCUUCCCUACCUGGUUCAGCCCGUACCACCUACCAAAUAGCAAAGGGAACGACGAAAAGUCGUCUCGAAGGUCGUGGUACUCCAGGGGCAGGGGGUUCUCAGACUGCUUCUAGCUCCAGGGGCAACUCCAACAAACAAGCCCCGGCCGUUGCUUCUUCAAGGUACAACAGCCCCAGCGGAUGUCCCACACAGCCCAGGGCGGGCAGCGGCCCCACUCGCACCCCACGCACCACCAGUGCCCGUGCGGAUCCUCUCGCCAAGCCGAACCGAAACCCGGGUCCUUCCGACCGCCGUUCGUCUGCUACUUCUCAACCGCCUGUCCGCAAGCAGCAGACCACGAAGCCUGCGAAGCCCAGGGAACCCACAGACAGUACUGCCACCAAAAAGCCUACAACUGCAUCGUCCUCUCGUGCCGCUGCUCCAUCCAUCAAGGCCGAAUCUAAACAGCCGCUCCAACCCGUCGACGGACCCGUCACACCUCCGGACGACCCCGACACAACAGAUUGCGAGUCUCUGUUCGGCGAUUCUGUGCUUGAAAGCAUUAAGGAGCGCCCAAAGCCCGCUCGUUUCCGUCGGGGCAAAGGCUCGCAGCUGAAGAAGAUCAUCGGCCAGACAAAACGCGAAGCCACGUUUCGGAGACAAGCACAGGCACAGCUUCAAGCUGAAGCCGCCAAACGAGCCGCGGAAAAGGCCAAAGAAGCAGAGAUUGAGGCUGAGAGACGGGCAAAAUCCGCCAGAAGUGCCGGAGCCGCGAGAGAAGCUACCCCCUCGCUCACCCCCUUGCUCGCCCCUACGGUCAUCCCGGCCGGUGCCAAACAAACGCUCAUCGGAGAGGUGAAGCUCAACAACGACAGCCCAUUGUCGACACUCUUGGCCACCUCAGGCGCCGAUAUGGACCCACCAAAGCAUGGCAACUACCCCAUCAUUCUUAGUGAUGCUUUACUAGGCAAGGCGUCCAAAGAAACAGUCAGUGGCAUUCGCUACAAUCACAAACCGGCGCUCUCGUCUGACAUUGCCCCGAGCCAAUCAAGGCUCAAGCGGUCCGCGAAGGAUGGUUCGUACAACCUCGGCUUCGAUGAUAACGGAGACAAGUAUCAAUACAAGGGCGUCCGCACUGCAGCAGACGGCCAAUACGUGCUCGUCUUCGACCCAGACCGCAAUGCUUUCGUCCUUCACCAGGUCGAUUCAAUGUUCAACAUGAACAUCGCCAAAACACCGACCGACACCAAUGCCGCCAGGCAGUUCCCUCCUUUGGAUGUCAAGGGUACUGUUCUCGACAAACCGGCCCCGAAGCAAAAGGCAUCAACCGCCGCAUCCAAGAAUAAGGAAGCGCCUGCCAAGAACGCCCCUGCUGGCAGGGGAAGAGGAGGAAAGUCAGCCCAGAACAAGCAGAAUCCCGCAACAUUACCUCCCUCCAAGCCUGCCUCGCCGCCGCGUGCAGGUGCAGAGGGACACGCGACCAAGCACCGCAAGCCAACAUCCGCUGAUUCCGAAGACGAGGAUGAGGAUGACGAUGAUGGUGGCUUGACAAUAGAAUACCCCGAUGGUCCUCCACCAGAACGGUUCAAGCCAGCAGUCAACAAGUAUGCUUCUCCUGCUCUCGCCCUGACCCGGCGCUUUUCCGAGUUUGCGGCCGCUUAUAACCCGGACGAGGAAGAGGACGUCAAUAUGGACGCCGAGUUCGAGUCUCGGUUCAAUGAAGACGCCGAUGGAGAAGGUGGUGGAUACGAGGAUGAUGAUGAGGAAGAGGAGGAAGACGAGGACAUGGUGGAUGCUUUGGCCUUACCCAGCCCGAUCAACAAACCAGCGGCAUUAGCAAGGACCAAUAGCUACCACGAGAACCCAUUGCCUCCUCCUGACCGCUUCAGUUUCGACGAUGGCUCCGAUAUGGAGGCAGAGUUCGAGAACGUUCAAGAAUCAGCGCCGGUCAAUAACCAGGCUAACGCCGCUGAUGGUAUUGAUGAUGCCGAAAUUGCUGCUAUGGAGGCGGAACUUGCGAAGGACAUGGAGAGUGACGUUAGCGAGGAGGAGUAAUCCCGUUCCCGCACCUCGGCAUUUUUAAUCAUGGGGUAUAAUUGGUUCAGCAUCUUGAACCUCGUCGGAUAAAUGCAUUUAGUUAUGGCUAUGGAGUUGUCAGCAUUCUGCAAGGGCUGGGCCUUUGGGGAAUUAAGAAAGUUGGCGUUAGGUUCACAACGGAGCAGUUGGUAAUGAGCAGCGAAAAGUUGAACAGAGGAGGUAAAGUUAGCGAUAAAGUAGUUAUAAUCGGCUUUCAGCCGCUACCAGGUAGGUAGAUCUACUUAUGGAUGGCGAUCGGUGGAGCAUAGAAACGGGCUGUAGCCCGGGUGGGAUAUCCUUUGAUGAUAUCU